Molecule: messenger RNA, 468 nt
Organism: Brettanomyces nanus
Lineage: Eukaryota; Fungi; Ascomycota; Pichiomycetes; Pichiales; Pichiaceae
Exons: 1
Coding region: 1-468 (155 amino acids)
Biological process (GO): mRNA splicing, via spliceosome
Cellular component (GO): spliceosomal complex; nucleus
Source: RefSeq, a predicted model, not a curated record
AUGCCUAAAAUACCCACCAAAUACAAGUUCAAAAAGAGGCCACCAAAUGGAUUCUCCAAAAUAGAGCCCACGCUGGCCAAAUUCAGUGCCAAAAUGAAAGCAGCAGAGUCCAAGCCACUACCGUUAAAUCGACCAAAGCAUGAGAGUACGUGGGAAAUAUAUAAAUUAAACCAUCAACGGUCAAGAUACAUCUUUGAGAUCUAUUACAAGAAGAAAAUGAUCAGCCGAGAGUUGUAUGAUUGGUUAUUAACAAACAAAUUUGGCGAUAAAGAACUCAUAGCGAAAUGGAAGAAGAAAGGGUACGAAAAUCUAUGUUGUCUAAAGUGCAUCCAGGCUAAGGAGACUAAUCAGGGAACUACGUGUAUCUGCCGAGUCCCCAGGGCCACGUUAAAAGAAACACAGAAGGAUAAGGGAAAAGACACGAGAUGCGUGAAUUGUGGAUGUAGAGGAUGUGCAAGUUCUGAUUGA